UAUACGACUUCAACAUAAACACAUGGACGACCUAAACAUGUGUAUAUCAGAUCCCACAAUUGCAUCCGAGUGUCAGCUUUUAUUUAAUUCGAGCUUUCUAUAGAUCAGUGCAGAAAGUGAUUCUUAUAUACCGUGAAUAAGCUGUUAAAAAAGGACUCAAACAAUGAAUAAGUGCCAUAUAUUCAUCGUGAUCAAAAUCUUGUUCCUAGUUCAACAAUGCCAGUGCGAGGUGUACACUGCGAUGGUGGAUCUCGAGGAUUUACUUGAUACUGAACACGUUUUAAUUAACACUAUUGAAAAUUAUAUUAAAGCUGAAGAACAGAAAAUGGAUUUAUUGAAAAGGUACAUGGAAAUCUAUAAAAAACAACAAAACAUAGCGAGGCGAGACACACAACUUUAUCUUUCCAACCCCAUUAAUGCUUAUACAUUAGUGAAAAGAUUGACAGCUGAUUGGACUCAAGUCGAAGCACUUAUUGGUACCAAUAUUAAUCAAGAGGCCUUAUUAAACAUAUCAUACUACAAGGAAAAUAUGAAAUUCCCCACUGACGAAGAUCUCAAUGGAGCGGCUGUAGCUUUAACGAGGCUUCAAGACACUUAUCAACUGGAUACGUCCUCUUUAGCUAGAGGAGAACUAAAUGGAGUUAAGUAUAGCUCAGAACUAACAGCAGCAGAUUGUUUCGAAUUAGGGAGACAAUCUUAUAAUGUCGGUGAUUUUUAUCAUACUCGACUAUGGAUGCAGGAAGCUGAAGCUAGAUUGAAAAGAGAAGCCAACGAAACAGUUGAUCAUAGCGAAGUUCUUGAGUAUUUGGCUUUUUCCAUCUAUAAGCAAGGAGAUGUAGCCUUAGCGCUAGACCUGACGAACAAACUCUUAGAUAUCAUUCCUGAUCACGGCCGCGCUUUAGGAAAUAGAGUCUACUACGAAGAUCAACUGAAAACUUCUGAAGACACUAAAACCGAUCGGAAGAAGGGAGACGAUGAGUCUCAAACUGUCGAAACUGCUGGGGUAAAAUUUUACAAAGUUAACUAUCGCAGAGACCUAUAUGAAGCCCUUUGCAGAGGAGAUGAAACUCUUCCAGUGGAAGUCCAAGCUAAACUGAAAUGUAGAUAUAUUACGAGGGGCAACCCAUUUUUACUCAUGGCUCCCUUUAAAGUGGAAGAAGCUCAUCUGGAUCCUGACAUUUUCAUUUUUCAUGAUGUCAUAUCUGAUAAUGAAAUUCAAACAAUUAAAGCAAUGGCAACUCCAAGGUUUCAAAGGGCUACGGUACAAAACUCUCAAACUGGCGCUCUAGAAGUAGCUGGAUACAGAAUCAGUAAAUCAGCUUGGCUUAAAGAGGAAGAACACAAACAUAUCGCGGAUGUAUCUCGACGCACUGGUGAUAUUACUGGUUUAAACAUGAAGUCGUCCGAAGAACUACAAGUUGUUAACUAUGGUAUUGGUGGACAUUAUGAGCCCCAUUUUGAUUUUGCAAGGAAAGAAGAGACCAAUGCUUUUAAGAACCUCGGUACUGGCAACCGGAUAGCUACUGUAUUAUAUUACAUGUCGGAUGUACCUCAAGGUGGAGCCACAGUAUUUCCAGAAAUUAGAGCAACCGUGUGGCCGAAGAAAGGUACAGCAGCUUUUUGGUACAAUCUGUUUCCAAGUGGAGAUGGAGAUGCCAGAACUAGACACGCUGCUUGUCCUGUAUUAGCUGGAUCCAAAUGGGUAUCGAAUAAAUGGCUUCAUGAAGAAGGACAAGAAUUCAUAAGGCCUUGCACCAAAGAACGUCCACCAGAAGAACUGACCGCAUAGAUCUGAUACACCAAAUUUUAGAAAAUAACUAAUUUAUUAAUUGAGACUGGUUCCUAAAAUACAUUUUCAAAUAAUAAUAUAUAUGGUAGAAACGUCACAGUGAAAAUUAUGCUUGUGAUGUUACGUUCUAGUAAUGAAUUAAACAUGUAUUUUAACUAUUAGUAUACAUAUAUAUAACUAACUUAUAUUUAAAAUUACUUUUUAUAUUUAUUAUUGGAAUGGAGAAUCUCGGUUUUUUAAUACAUUUUUUAAUGUAAAUAAAACAACUUGAAUAGAGCAAA
Anthonomus grandis grandis is the source of this 2070-nucleotide messenger RNA. It is a transcript of the gene PH4alphaEFB, whose product is annotated as prolyl 4-hydroxylase subunit alpha-1. The coding region runs from base 164 to 1789 and encodes 541 amino acids. The record is from RefSeq and is a predicted model, not a curated record. The transcript is spliced from 11 exons. Gene Ontology annotation, biological process: peptidyl-proline hydroxylation to 4-hydroxy-L-proline. Lineage: Eukaryota; Metazoa; Arthropoda; Insecta; Coleoptera; Curculionidae. Gene Ontology annotation, molecular function: iron ion binding; procollagen-proline 4-dioxygenase activity; L-ascorbic acid binding. Gene Ontology annotation, cellular component: endoplasmic reticulum.